CUUCUCUCUCACCCCACACAUCAACACAACAAAACCAAACUCCUCCUUCUUCUUCUUCCCCAAACAACCAACCAACCAUGGCUUCCCCAACUCUCAUAACACCAACAUCCACACCCAAAUCGUCACUCCCACUAACAACCAACACUACAGUCAAACCCAAACCCUCCUCCACCAACAGCACAUCACGCCGUGAACUCUUCUUCUCCAUCACGGCGGUGUCAUCGUCAUUGCUGGCCGCCGUCCCUAUUAUGGUGGCACCAAGCGCGCUGGCUGCAGAGGACGAAGAGUACGUGAAGGAGACAGAGGAAGUGAUAAACAAGGUGAGGACAACAAUAACAAUGGACAAGAAUGACCCUAACGUGGCAGCAGCAGUUGCAGAACUGAGGGACACUUCAAACUCAUGGGUUGCAAAAUACAGAAGAGAGAAAGCGCUUCUUGGAAGAGCUUCCUUCAGGGAUAUGUACUCUGCUCUCAAUGCCGUUUCCGGUCACUACAUCAGUUUCGGACCCACUGCCCCCAUUCCCGCCAAGCGUCGGGCCAGGAUCUUGGAGGAAGUUGACACUGCUGAGAAGGCACUUAAGAGAGGAAGAUGAACAGUAACACUUUUUUCCUUUUUCUUCAAAUCUCUAAUUACAGUAAGAGCUUCAGAGAAACAAAAAUAUGUGAGUUCUGACCACUGUCUUCAUAUUGGUUAUUUUGCAUAAUUUAAUUAUAUAUGUUAUACAAGAAACUUAGGAAAGUAAAUAAAUGAAGGUCUGCAAGUUUGCAUGGGA
Molecule: messenger RNA, 773 nt
Organism: Arachis ipaensis
Lineage: Eukaryota; Viridiplantae; Streptophyta; Magnoliopsida; Fabales; Fabaceae
Gene: PSB27
Product: photosystem II family protein
Biological process (GO): photosystem II repair; photosystem II assembly
Cellular component (GO): photosystem II; chloroplast thylakoid lumen
Source: RefSeq, a predicted model, not a curated record